Cuscuta campestris is the source of this 1949-nucleotide messenger RNA. The record is from the annotation of a GenBank genome assembly. Lineage: Eukaryota; Viridiplantae; Streptophyta; Magnoliopsida; Solanales; Convolvulaceae.
UUGGAUAUCCAAAAAAAUUAAAUUGAUUUUUCAGCACCUAAAAAAUUGUAUAGAAGUUUUAUUUUUGACCGCUUUGGGCUUGAAACAAAGAAAAAUGGUUGUGUAUAAAUAGUAGUGAGGUGAACCCAGGGAGUCCAGCCUCCCUCCGAAACGAAAACCCUAACUCGCUGAAUCCAUGUCUAGAUCCGGAACUCGUGUUGUGGUCCAGCCUCCCUCAGAUUCGUCUUUCGACGAAGACGACGAUGAGACGUCUUUUGAAGAAGGAGAAGAAGAAGAGCAGCAAGUGUUGGAAGGAAAUGGAGAAGAUGAAGAAGAAGAGUCGGAAUCCGAAGGAGAGGAAGAGGAAAACCCCCAAACCCAAUCGUCUCCGGCGACGAUUCCGAAGCCAAAGGAAGUCCAGAAACCUGAAUCCUCUUCUGAAUCGGAAACCGACUCCGAAUCCGGGAAUGAAUUCACCAUAAAACCCAUUCUCUACCAGAAGGCGCCCGAGUCAUCUCCGAAGCCCACUUUGGACGAUGUUGGGAAGAAGAAGAAGAAAAACAAGAAGGAGGACAGUCCUCCUAAACCACAGGAGAAAAAGUCUCUGGGAAACAGAAUUUUCAGUGACCAUGAUCAGAUUGCACUUCUCCAAGGUAUGAUUGCAUACCAGUCCCAAAAAGGGGCUGACCCUUAUUCAGAUAUCUCUGGUUUUUAUGAUUUUGUCAAGGAUGCAUUACAUGUUGCUGUUUCAAAAGCACAAGUGAAAGAGAAAAUUAGGAGGCUAAAGAUUAAGUUCUUGAACCAUUGUCAAAAAGGGAAUGCCUCUUCUUCUCCUAAUCCUACUGAUGCUGAGAUCUUUUCACUUGCAAAAGAGAUCUGGGGACCUGGACAGAAUGGUGGAAAGGGGAAAAGGCCUCUGGAGGUUAAAAAUACGAGUGGUUCUAAUAAAAAGACUGUUGAGGCCCCCUUGGAUUCACCCAAAGAUGUGAGUGUGAAGAAGAAAGAAGAGAAGAGAAAGGCACGUAAAGAUGAAGAAAAUGUGGAGAAGAAAAAGAAGAAGCAGAAGACUGCUCAAGACGAACCUCAUACUGCUGCUACUAAAGAUGUUCAGACCACUGCUGUUGAGAGGGAGGAUACUCAGACCACAGCAGUUGAGGGGGGAAAUGACCAGACAGAUGGAAAGGGAAACGGCAAACUGGUUGCUAUGAAUGGUGUAGCUGAAGUUGAAAGGGAGAAGGGAGGGCCGGAUUUCCUGUCCAAAUACCCUCAUUUCCUCAAUUCUUUCACUGCGAAAUACUAUCCAUUGACACCCGAGGAGGCACUGGGUAGAUGGAAGGAAAAGGCUACUCUGCUUGAUUGUUCUGUGGUGGAGAAGCUUGAGAAGAAAUGGGUCAAUGUGUGGGAAGAAUAUUCUAAACUUGGUGGGAUGAUUGCAGAUUUGGUUUCACUGCAGGCUAGGUUGGUGCGUGGCGAAGAGGUAACUCUGUAGAUGGCUUCGUGUAUUUCUUUUUUUGUUGUCGAGCAUGAUAUUAGGCAUUGAUGAAGACUAAACUCAAUGGUGUUGUGCUCAUUGACUAAAAAGCAUGGCUCCUCAUGCUCUUUAGGCUAGAUGCUUUAAGUUGGAUGCUAGUUUCUCUUUUGCUUCUUUUGAUGUUUUGGUUCGGUUAGUUAAUGGUGAUGAUGCUCUUUUGAACUGAAAAUGGCUCAUCAUUGUAGAUGGUAACUUCAUGUGUGAUGUGGUUUUUUUUGGGCACUAUUCCAACAUCAUAUAUCCUAUCCAGAAAUAGAUAUCCAUCUACUCCUAAAUUUAUGUGGUUGUUUUUGAGACAUGAAAGAUGUAAAUGCUUCUAAAUCUCUAUCUUAUGUUGGCCUAAAAGUGGUGAGUUCUUAACCCUUGUUGAUUUAUGAACUUUGCUGGCAUUUUGGGCAAUUUCAGUUUGUAAAAGGAUUUCGAGGGAUUAAUCUUUUAC